UAACACUAUAAAGCCAUAUUUAACAGAAGAGAACAAAAAGGAAAGAUUGUGGUGAUGUAUUUCAAUGCUAGAUCCAAGUACAUUGCAUACGGAACCAAAGUUUAUUGAAAUGGACAACAUCAUCCACCUGGAUGAGAAGUGGUACAAUGCCACAAAAAAGAAUAUGACCUUUUACUUGCAUCCAGAUGAGGAUGAGCCCCACAGGACUGUCCGCAACAAGAAUAGCAUUGGAAAGGUGAUGUUCUUAACUGCAGUUGCUAAGCCUCGAUAUGACAAUGAAGGUAAUUGCACAUUCGAUGGCAAGAUAGGCAUCUGGGCUUUUAUACGGAAGGAACCUGCUAAAAGGAGAAGUGGUAGCAGACCAAGAGGGACACUCAUCACCAAGACAAUAACGGUUGACAGGGAUACUAUGAGAUCAUACCUAAUUGGUAAAGUCCUAUGGGCCAUCAAAACUCAUUGGCCUGCAGAAGAUGCGGGGAGAACGAUUUGGAUUCAACAGGAUAAUGCUAGAACUCAUGUCCCAGUUGAUGAUGAAGACUUUGCAAGAGCAGCAGCCCAGACUGGUUUUGACAUCCGCCUCAUCAACCAACCUCCUAAUUCCCCUGAUAUGAAUGUCUUAGAUCUAGGAUUUUUUGCUUCUCUUCAGUCAAAGACAGAUACAACGACCUCUAGAAAUCUGGAUGAAUUGAUUGCAAAUGUCGAGAACGAAUUUCGAAAUUAUGAUGUAAAUGAUUUGAGAAAUGUCUUCCUCACAUUGCAAGGAUGUUUGAUUGAGGUGAUGAAGGCUGGUGGAGAAAACAAAUACAAGAUACCUCACAUGAACAAAGAAAGGCUAGAGGCCCUAGGCCUCCUUCCCAGAUCCCUAAAUUGUGAUCGUCAACUAUAUGAGAGUGUGAUGGAGUCCUUGGGUACCUAGUUGGUUUAGGAUUAUUUAGUGUUGGUAUGAGCCAUGUAAUGGUUGUAUUUUGCCUAGGUGCUGCGGUUUUAUAUUGCUAUUGUGAUAUUUGUACUGGAAUAUGUUGCUGACUACUACUUAAGCUAAGGUAAUUUAGUAGACA
Molecule: messenger RNA, 1058 nt
Organism: Panicum virgatum (switchgrass)
Lineage: Eukaryota; Viridiplantae; Streptophyta; Magnoliopsida; Poales; Poaceae
Exons: 2
Coding region: 65-916 (283 amino acids)
Molecular function (GO): nucleic acid binding
Source: RefSeq, a predicted model, not a curated record